Molecule: messenger RNA, 1506 nt
Organism: Tetrahymena thermophila SB210
Lineage: Eukaryota; Ciliophora; Oligohymenophorea; Hymenostomatida; Tetrahymenidae
Product: von willebrand factor type A domain protein
Exons: 1
Source: RefSeq, a predicted model, not a curated record
AUGAACCCUCUUGUUAAUUUACAAUCCACCUUGAUUGACGGAAGCUACUUGAAGCUUUCUUUAACAUCUCCCGAUUAUUAGAAGAGAACUCCAUUGAAUUUAUGUAUUGUUGUCGAUGUUUCAAAGAAAUUUAUUCAAGAUAUUGAAAAGUUUGCUCCUGAAUUCUAGUUUUCCUUUGAAGAAGUGCUCACAAAUGCAUUGUAACCACUUUUAACACCAUUAUCUGAAUAAGACACUGUUUCUAUUGUUCAACUCAAUACUUUCCUUAGCAGCGAGCCUAAUUAGGUUAGCGAAAGCGUUUUCUGCCCAAAGGAAAUGGAUGAGGAUAACAAAAAAUUAGCUAAGGAAUUCCUGCACUCCAUUAAAAUUUAAAGCGAAAACAACAAUACCCUUGAAAGCCUUUAGAGAGCAUUUGGUCUUUUGUCUAGUUCAAUAAACAAUAGCAAACAAAACCAAUCUCCUGUUGUUAUUUUAAUUAGCGAUGUAAGACAAUCAAAAAAAGAGAAGAACCCCCUUGAGUCACAAAAUAUCAUCAACUCACUUAGAGAGCUUGUGUAAAAGAAUACUGUUCUCGAUUAAGUCUCAAUUAAUAUAUGUGGUAUUUCCGAGAAUGUUGAUAGCUAUCUCCUCCUUGAUUUGGCUAAAGAGUUCACUGGCUAAUUCGUUUAUUUAGAUGACUUUUCUUAGCCUAACAAAAUACUCUCAAAUGUAUUUGCUAAUUUGAUAACUUCUUUCAGCACAAACAUUCUCCUCAGAGUAGAACUUUUGAAUAACUUAACAUUUGCAUCAGUUAAUCCAGUCUGCUAAUUGAUGCCUAGCACUAUUAACAAAGAAAAUAACUCCAUAGAUAUUAGUGCAGGUCCAAUUCAAUACGGAUAGACAAGAAACAUAAUUUUGAAACUCUCCGAACCUCUCAACACUACCACUACUGGUAUUGAUGCUGUCGCUUAGGUAACUGUUACCGUCAGUCUACCAAGCAAAAAUUGUGUUAAAUCUGGUUAAAUACAAGAAAUAAAAAUUGCUAAUUUAUAAACUGAAAAAUGUUUAGAUGAAUUAUACAGAGCUAUCUUUGUUGAUUUCUUGUUCUCUAAUAUCAAGAAGUAUGAAAAUGGUAUCUAGUCUUACGCAAUUUCUGGUUUAAACAGACUUCUCACAACUUUAGAAAGCAAUUCUGCUACCUCAACCUAUAUAGCUGAUCUUGCUAAAUUAGUCAAAACCCACUUAGACACCACCUUCUCUGAUCAGAAGCUAUUCCUCCAAAAUAAAAACGGGUUACUGAGCCUAGCAAGAAGCCACAUCUUAUAAUUAGAAUCAGUUUCUCACCCUACUCUUGAAAAAUAUAGAACUAAGCUACAAUAAUACUUUAUUAACGAAAUUGAAGAAGCCCACUCAAAGCUUCCCUCACCUUCUCCCUCUCCUAAAAAGAAAAACUAAAGAGAAUAAGAUUCAUUUAUCAAAGUUAAAUAGUUUGAAAUGUACGAAAUGUACGAAUCAACUCGUAUUUGA